This is a messenger RNA of Pyricularia grisea, 1077 nucleotides long. RefSeq lists its product as uncharacterized. Bases 1 to 1077 code for a protein of 358 amino acids. Gene Ontology annotation, molecular function: nucleic acid binding. The record is from RefSeq and is a predicted model, not a curated record. The transcript has a single exon. Gene Ontology annotation, cellular component: kinetochore. NCBI's taxonomy places the organism in Eukaryota, Fungi, Ascomycota, Sordariomycetes, Magnaporthales, Pyriculariaceae.
AUGAGCAGUACCAAAGGCAAACCAAACAACAAUGGCAAAGAAGAGGAGGAGGAAGAAGACUACAUGAACAUGGUCUUUACAGACCCGACCCCCUCCGCGCCCGAGACGUCUCUGCAGCGCCGCCAGCGCGAGCGACGCGAGGCGGCCGAGCGGGCGCGCCACAAGUCCAAGGCGGAACUCGCUGCCGAGGAGGCCGACAAGCGCGAGGCGGCGCUGGCGCGGUCCCUCAUCCACGACGAUGCUGCCGUCGGCAGCAGCAGCAAAAGUGGCGGCGGCGGCAUCGGCACGGGGCCCAAAAACAAGAGCAAAGGCCUCGCCAUGAUGGCCAAGAUGGGCUUCCGGGCCGGGCAGGGCCUCGGCGCCGCAGACGGCCAGCAGGGCCGCACGGAGCCCGUCCGCAUCGUCGUCAGGGAGGACCGCGGCGGGAUCGGACUCGACGGCGAGAGGAAGAGGAAGAUGCGCGAGGCGUACGGCGACGACGACGGGGAUGGGAACAAGGCGAAGAAGGCGGCGGCGGUGGUGGUGGAUAAGGGUGAGUACAGGGGGCGGGUCGCGCGCGAGAGGGAGGAGAUGCGGCUGGAGAGGGUGCUGGGCGCGGCGCAAAAGGUCGCCGAGAAGAUGGCCGACGAGGAGCAGGACGAGGACGGAGAAGGUAAUGAGAAGAACAAGGUGCAAGGUGAGGCGUCGUCGAAAAGGCCCCGUCCGCUGAGGUCCGUCAACGUGCUCUGGCGCGGCCUGGUCAGGCAGCGCGAGGAGGCGGAGCGAGAGCGCAGGAUGCGCCACGAUCUGCAGCAGAGCCUGUCGCGGCUGCCGACGUACGAGGACGACGAAGAGGACGAGGAUGACAGGCGGGCGCUGGGCAAGGAUGUGAAAAGGGCGCCGCUGGUCGUGUUUGAGGAUCUCGACGAGGAGGAUCCCGAGCUGGAUGGGUUUAACGCCAAGGGUGUCGCGGAGCGGUUGCAGAGCGUCGUCGACCAUUUGAGGAGUGCGCACCGGUAUUGCUUCUGGUGUAAGUACAGAUACCCUGAUGAGAAGAUGGAGGGCUGUCCGGGGCGGACGGAGGAAGAUCACGAUUAA